AUGUCUCAUCCUGGUCGAAAGUCUCGCCAGCACUAUUUUAAUACUGCAGUACCUCGUGAACGUUGCUACUUGCCUAUUUGCAAGACUUCAAAAGAUGCGGUGAUCAACCUGGGCCUACUAUCACCAGUAUCACCUUAUGAUUCUUCUCAUAUGAUGGGAAUAACAAA
Messenger RNA from Ambispora gerdemannii, 167 nucleotides. NCBI's taxonomy places the organism in Eukaryota, Fungi, Glomeromycota, Glomeromycetes, Archaeosporales, Ambisporaceae. The record is from the annotation of a GenBank genome assembly.